AAUCCUGUAUUUAUUAUAGGAUAUAUUAUAAAAGAAAACUAAGUUAUAGCCUAUAAGUAAUUUGUAUUAAGAAUUUAAAUGAAAUAUUUACUACAGAAUUAUACGGUAUCGUAUCUAAAAUCGUUAGGAGUCGAUUUGAAGAAGAUUGUUAUCAUUGUAUCAUCGACGUCACAAACUUGGACUUUAGAUGAUUCGUCAGAUACGUCUGUCGGUGCUAAAGCUACAAAACCUGGAAAUAAAGGAUCCUAUACUCUACAUCCAGGAAUUUUAUCAUAUUACGAAACUUGUAAAUUGUUAAUGCAAGAUGGAUGGACAAUUAAAUACGACCCCGAAGCUAAAGUGCCGUAUGCUUAUCGUGGAGAUCAGUGGAUCGGAUAUGACGACGUCAAGAGUGUUUCCGAAAAGGUUAAAUACGUUAAAAAUAGUGGAUUAGCGGGCCUUGGUCUAAAUUCUCUCGAUCACGACGACUUUCGAGAUUUAUGUGACAAUGACAUUUAUCCUCUUUUAACGGCAAUUAACGACGUUCUCAAAUAAAUUUUUUAUUCUCAUUUACUCGCUUUAAUGACGAUUAACGAACGUAUAAACUUUGACAUUAAAAUAAUAAUUAUGAAAAAUAAAAUAAUCCUCUUAUUUUUUUUUUUCAUAUACUUUAACACACAUGUUCCUGCUUUUAAUGGCAAUUAAUGACGUUCUUUACCGAAUUUUUUUUUUUAAAUUUAUAUUUUAAUGACAAUUAACUAUGUUUUGGAGUGACUUUUUUUUAAUCGCUUUAAUGACAAUUAACGAUAUUCUCCAACGAAUUUCUUCACGUAAAUACUUUAAAAUUCGAUUUUUAAUUUUAUAACUUGGGAAAUAAAAUUAAAUCUUUGAAACAAUUCUCUUAUUUUUCAUAUACUUUGACACACAAACACACACACACAUACAUUUUUUUUUUCCUAUAAUUUAAUCCGUAUCAAGCGGAAUUUGAUAUCGAAUAGCAGAUGAUACUGUCAAUCACAAUAAUCGAUCGCAUUUUUCUAACAUUCUUAAG
Molecule: messenger RNA, 1030 nt
Organism: Centruroides sculpturatus (bark scorpion)
Lineage: Eukaryota; Metazoa; Arthropoda; Arachnida; Scorpiones; Buthidae
Product: chitinase-3-like protein 1
Exons: 3
Coding region: 79-534 (151 amino acids)
Biological process (GO): chitin catabolic process; carbohydrate metabolic process
Cellular component (GO): extracellular region
Molecular function (GO): chitin binding; chitinase activity
Source: RefSeq, a predicted model, not a curated record